This is a messenger RNA of Volvox carteri f. nagariensis, 1977 nucleotides long. RefSeq lists its product as uncharacterized. NCBI's taxonomy places the organism in Eukaryota, Viridiplantae, Chlorophyta, Chlorophyceae, Chlamydomonadales, Volvocaceae. The coding region runs from base 1 to 1977 and encodes 658 amino acids. The record is from RefSeq and is a predicted model, not a curated record. The transcript has 6 exons. Gene Ontology annotation, biological process: peptidyl-lysine monomethylation. Gene Ontology annotation, molecular function: protein-lysine N-methyltransferase activity.
AUGGCAGACCAGGAGCUUACUAGCUGGUGCAUGCUGAACGGUGUCACCUUUAAUGGCAUCGUUGCGGCUUUUGUGUCGGAGGGCUGGCGUGGCAUUGUUGCCACAAGGGACCUUCAGCCCGGUGAGGCGGUGCUGCGGGUUCCGGAGCGCUUGUUGCUCACAACCCGCAGCGCGGCACGGGAUCCCCAACUCGCUGCAGCACUGCAGCGCCACACGGAACGCAGCCGGGGUGUCGCCGCCGCCCCCUCCUGCGGCGGCGGCUGCGGCCUGGGUCCCCAUCAGGUGCUUGCUUGCCACCUGCUGCUGGAGGUGUCCCGGGGUCCGCAGUCCUUCUGGUGGCCGUACUUGAAGCAGCUUCCUCGCAGCUACACCUCCCUAGCCAACUUCUCACCGGAUGACGUGGCGGAGCUGCAGCUGCAAGACGCACUUGACGCGGCGGAGGCAGCGGUGGAGCGGGCGAGGACGGAGUGGCGCCAGGCACUGCAUGUACUGCACGACCUGCCCGCACCAUGUACCUACCCUGGUGCCCCGCCGGCUGCCUCACGCCGUACGGUGACCUCCACAACUACCAACCGCCUAGGGCGCCGUACACACCGCGGCUUGGCGGACCGGCUGCCACGUGCUCUAGCUUGUCUGCAGCCGCCGCAGCCGCACCUGAUGCCGGUGCUGUUGCCGUCGACCCCCCAGUGGCUCCCCCGCUGCCUAGCGCCCCAGGCCCUGAGUGCGGACUCGGCGGCUGUUGGGAAAGGGAAUGAUAACGCCAAAUCGGGUGUAUAUGAUGGCGAUGGUGGUGAUGUUAAUGGCGGGGGUAGUGGUGGUUAUGAUGAUGGUGGCGGUAGUGAUGUUGGUGGCAGUGGUGGCGGGACACUUGCUAACACGGGGGGUAGAGAUGAGGAGGACUGUGAGUACACAAUCGCCGGUGACGGCAUGUGGGACGAGGCCACGCAGCAGUACUGCAUUGUCGUACGGCGUCCGUACCGCGAAGGCGAACAGGUGAUGCUGUGCUACGGUCGGUACACAAACUUGGAGCUGCUGGAGUAUUACGGCUUUGUGCUGGAGGGCAACCUGCAUGAUACGGCCCGGCUGGAUCCGGCCCUGCUGCCAUUGCCCUCAGCUGCGAGGACGGCCGGCGGUGCGCCGCACCUGGCGCCCUCGGACUGUUUCCUGCACGCCAACGGGCAACCCAGCUGGCAGCUGCUGCACUUGUUGCGAUAUUGCGCUGCCUCGCCGGUAGAGCGUCGCAGCGCAGGGCACUUGAUGGCAGCUGGGGAGCGAGUGAGUGAGCAGGGCGACCGCCUGGCUCUGAAGUGGCUUCAUGCCGCAUGUGGCAGCCAACUGGCAGCUCUACCCACUACUGUCGUACAGGACCUGGAGCUGUUGCGGCAGCUGAACGGCACACAGGAACCAGAAGUACGACAACGACAGCAGCAGCAGCAGCAGCAAAAUGAAGUAGUGCCACGCCCACAACAUGAAGCAGUUUGCGAGGCUGUGGCUGCGGCUGUGUCGCCUGUAGCGCUGGGCGCGGGAAUGUCACCCCGAAAGGAAGUGGCACAGGCCACGGAGGAGGGGCCGGGCGCUGCGGAACCCCCGGGAGCCGCCCGGGAUGUCGCUGUUGCUGGCGCCACCAAGGCUGCAGCGGUUCCAAAUUGUACGCCACAAUCCCAUGCGCCCCCGUCACAGCCUGCUGCUGUACCAACAGAAGCAGCAGCCGCGUCCGGAGGAGUGUCAGCGAGGGCGUUAUCCGACGGGCUGACGUGCGCGAGACUGGCGUUACAAUGGCGCAUCCAGCAGAAACAAAUCCUGCUUCGCGCGCUACGAUACGCGGAGGAUGUGCUUGGGCCAGAUGCACAUGCGGCGGCGGCGCGAGGUCGGCCACCCGUUUUGGCGGGGGGCCUGAGCGCCCUAAUCCAGCGCCAGCGUAAGGUCUUGGCCCCUACGCGGCCAAGCUACAAUCAGGAUGACCUUUCACCCGCCUGA